UCUUAACAGUUGUUGUGAACAAUGUUUGUCUUAUAGUAGUGUUUGACUCAAUCAUUGAAUGAAUGUUUGAAUUGAAAACAAUUUUUUUAAACCAAAACUCUCUCUAAAAACUCAUAAUAACUGCAAAACAUUUCCAACCAUUUAGUUAAACAAAUUAUACCAACACUUAAAUUAAUUAAAUUGUCAGCUCUUUUAAUGACCAAAUAGUGACCACGACUUACAUUGACAAACAUUUAGCAUAUGUUUAAUAGUUAGACAACUGACAAAGUGAUCCAAACAAAGACAAAAGAGAUUGCGACCAAAGAUUGAUUUGUAACAAAUGGCAAACAAAGAAGUUGUUAUCAACGGAUUUAACCAUUUGGUGCCAUCGCUGGCUAAUGACUCGGAUGACGACCACGAGUUUGAUGUCGACAGUCCCGUCAAUGGCCACAAUGGUGUUACCAAUGGUACGGCAAUUGAUGACCGAAUCAAAAGACGAGCAAAGAGACCAUCGACUAAACUUGUGAUCAAUACUACCGCUGCCGUCAAUGGAGUUAAUGGACUUCAGGUUCUCCCCAAUGGAGAGUCAGGGGAUAAGGUUUCACCAAAGAUUAAUGGAAACAGUUUCGGCAAGAAGUGGCUUAAAAAUAGUCGCCGAUCUCGAGGAAGGUUUGGCAGAGGACUUGCAAAGAAGGGUGGUGCCGGUGGUAAAGGAACGUGGGGUCGACCGGGAAGUGAAUUAGUUGGAGUCGAGGAGGGUUUGGAGGACCCACACGAUCCUAACUAUGACUCGGAAAGUGAGGAUGUCUGCAAAUUUGAAGCCAUUACUCCUCCACUCGAAGAGAACGAAAUUGAGACGACUUUGACUCCAAUACUAAAUGAAUACUUUGAAAAUGGAGACACAGAAGAAGUGGGUCUUUCAUUGGAAGAGAUUAAUUUGGGCGACAAUUUGCAUCAAAUUCUUGUGAUAGCCGUUACACUGGCGAUGGAACGCAAAGCUUCUAAUCGCGAAAUGACUUCAGUCCUCAUUUCUGAUCUUUACGGACGUGUUCUUCACGAGGAGAAUAUCGAACGUGGCUUUGAUAUAUUGAUUAGUAGUCUUCCUGAUUUGGUUUUGGACACACCUAAUGCAGCCAUUGUUUUGGGUAAUUUCAUCGCACGUGCGGUUGCAGACGAUUGCAUUCCUCCAAAGUUUGUUCAGCGAUACAAAGGUGUUGGCGACUGCACACAGGCACGUAUGGCCAUUGAACACGCAGAUGUUCUUCUUAGUAUGAAACAUGGUUUGGUCAGAUUGGACAACGUAUGGGGUGUUAGUGGUGGUAUGAGGCCAGUCAAGUAUCUCAUCAAACAAAUUCAAUCGCUUCUUAAGGAAUAUCUAUCAUCCGGAGACAUUGAAGAGGCCACUCGUUGUCUCCAAGAACUUGAAGUUCCACACUUUUAUCACGAGUUUGUCUACGAAGCAAUCGUUUUGACCAUUGAAGAUAUGGGAGAGCGAACUAUGGAUCUCAUUUGUGAACUUCUUAAGUCUCUUUGUUCUUCUGUUAUCAUCACUUUGGAUCAGCUUAGAAAUGGCUUUUAUCGGGUCUAUCAGGAAAUGUCUGAAAUAUGCAUCGAUGUUCCGCACGCCUACAAUAUUCUUGAGAAGUUUGCAAUCAAGUGUCAAAAGUGCGACUUUCUUCCCAGCGAUGUCGUCAAGAACUUACCGUCGAGGGGACGAAAACGUUUUGUCUCAGAGGGCGACGGCGGUCGGGUUAAAGAAGAGUUGUACUAAAAAGCGACAAAACAAUUGAGAACACAAUACUAUACAUAAUUGUAAUCUUCAAUGAAUCGCAUAAAUCGUCUCUUAUUAUUAUUAAUCGUUUUUUUUGCAAAUUCCUUAAAUGUAAUUAAAUGUAAUAUUCAAACAUCACUUCUGGGAAUAUAUAACUUAUAUAUUAUUAUUUCGGUUUUGUUUUCAAACUUUCUUAGAUUUUUACUUUUUUGUGAAUUUAUUACUAUUGUAUUAUUAAUAUGAAAAGAAUUUUUUUAAACAAAAAAAAUCAAUACAAUUAUAUGUUAUAAUAAUCUUAAUAUAAAAGCUUAAAUGAAUGCCUAAAAAAAGAGAUGAGAGAUUUUUUUGAUAAUAAAUUGAGUGCUCAAUAAGUUUGUAUAAAACCUGUCGAUAGAGAUAACUAUAGUUAUGAGAACAGAGUUACACAAUAAUAACAAAUGACUUGUGAUUUCCAAUUGAAAAUUCAGUAUAAAUUUGUAAUCUUAUAUAACAUGAAUACAUACAUACAAUAUAUUAUAAUUAUUAUGUGAGAUGUUUUAA
Messenger RNA from Oppia nitens, 2290 nucleotides. It is a transcript of the gene Pdcd4, whose product is annotated as programmed cell death protein 4-like. Gene Ontology annotation, biological process: negative regulation of DNA-templated transcription. The record is from RefSeq and is a predicted model, not a curated record. The transcript has 5 exons. NCBI's taxonomy places the organism in Eukaryota, Metazoa, Arthropoda, Arachnida, Sarcoptiformes, Oppiidae. Bases 320 to 1750 code for a protein of 476 amino acids. Gene Ontology annotation, cellular component: cytosol; nucleus.